Neolamprologus brichardi is the source of this 1114-nucleotide messenger RNA. NCBI's taxonomy places the organism in Eukaryota, Metazoa, Chordata, Actinopteri, Cichliformes, Cichlidae. The record is from RefSeq and is a predicted model, not a curated record.
UUGCUGACUCUGGUUGAUCCUGAACACCACCAGGAGCUUGUUCCCACUGGUUCAGAUCUGAUCUUUGAGCCACAGACUCUGGGUCCUGGCAUGUCGCUGUCCAAAGACAACAGGAAGGUUUUCCACAAUAGCUGGCUGGGACAGUGCUGUGCAACUCUUCUAAUCUGUAGUACCAAGACAGCCAGCAGCUUUCAGAGGUGGGUGGUCAGUCUGUCCGAAGAGUCUGAUUGGACGAUUGGUUUAUGUGAUAUAAAGUGUGCAAAGAACUUGAAGGAUGGAGCUGUGUAUGGACUGUGCUGGGAAGAUAAGCAGCUCAGCAGCAUCAUAACAAAGAGAAAUAAAGGUUCUCAAUCAUCCACUUCACAAGGUUUAAAUACUGGUACAGUCAAAACUGGGACCCAACUCGUGACAACCUCUGCAUCAAUCACAUAUCAGGGGGAAAACGGAGAAGAGCCUUUACCACGACCUGAAAAGGUGGAGGUGUUGUGGAACUUUACCUCCUCCACGCUGUCCUUCUUCAGGAGAACCGGACAGCACCAGAGAGAAGAAAUAAUCACAAUGAAGCUCAAAGCAAGCGUCAGUAACCGAGACCUGGCCCCAUUUGUCCAACUGGGAAAGCAAAAUAUCCACAGCACGACUCAGCAGCAGCAGUGGAAGUGUUCAUGUGGGAAAGGAUACUACUGGGAUGGUAAUGGGUACCGGGACAAUAGGUCUAGCUCCUAUUACCAGGGUUGUUGUUCCUGUGGAAAAGUUCUCGGUCCACACAUCACAGAGAUGGUUUGUGAACUUUACUGAGUGGUGGGAUUGUGGUUUUUGUUUUUCUGUCACUGAAUGAGUAUAAACUUAACUGAUUGGUUUUAAGUUGUUGUUAAAUGCAUUUAUUGUGAUGCAUUGUGAGGGUUUUCAUUUAUUGCUGUGAUUAUAUUCUGCGAUUUCAAUCUUAUGUAGCUAUUUUAAAGUGUUUUGUCUCCAGCUGCUGGUACUUCCAACACCAGCAGAUACCACCAGCUACUGCUUCACAGCUGGGGUAGUCGACAUGUUUUUGUAUCAAAGUAAUCUUUCGGCAUACUUCAAAUAGAUUCCCGAACAUCCUCUCGGGCCUGUUUACAGACUU